GAUCCGGCGACUGGCGAGAGAACUACCAGCCUCCACGGAUCCCUCACGGCGCAGGCGCGCAAGCUCAGCGAUAUCGCGCGCGAAGUGGGCGCUGUGUUGGACUCCGAUCCAUUCCAUUGGCACAGCAGGGCCUACAUACCCCGUCCUCGUCGCAACGACAGGCUCUCGAGCGAACAAGCACAGGAGAUAGCUCAACGCUUGCAGGCCGUCAUCAUGAACCUAGAGGCAUAUACAGGCUGCUACGUCCCCAGAGACGCCGGCGACGUCCUACGAACGGAACGUAUACUCCACGAUCGUAUGGGACUGCCUCUCCCGCUCGUCUGGCAGAUUCUUGAAACCGCGGAAUAUUGGGUUCGAUCUGUAGCGAGCUGCGGAGACCUAACGGUCGCCGCAGACAACGUUGCGAUACGGGAGUCGCUGUGCUGUACGGCGAGCAUUCCGUCGGGUGCGAAGAAGUACAGACCUCUGCGCAGGAUCGUGUUCACGAUCGAGUCGCGUGAUCAAGGCUGGCGAACCACCACCGGCGACGAUUCCUGGACUUGGUUCGAAGCAGACAGCAAGGCCGCCUGGAGGCGGGCCAUCGUGACCAACGACCCUGCCUCCGCGGACUUCUGCACACAUCGCAUCCAGUGGGACACCACGGCGUCAGACGAUGGCUUCGCGGUGGAUGCGGCUGAACUGCAUGAGUGGAUGGGCCGCUUCGCGAGAGGGGAUGAGAUCUCUGUCUUCGCACGAGCUCAGUAUAGAGCGGGGGCAAAUCACGCACGAAAGGUGGUGGUGGAGCUCUACUGCGCUUGUGUCUAGUAUUUUCUCUACGGCAUAGCGUACGAUACACUGGCAGGUUUGAGUCCCAAGU
Fomitopsis serialis is the source of this 856-nucleotide messenger RNA. RefSeq lists its product as uncharacterized. Bases 214 to 804 code for a protein of 196 amino acids. NCBI's taxonomy places the organism in Eukaryota, Fungi, Basidiomycota, Agaricomycetes, Polyporales, Fomitopsidaceae. The record is from RefSeq and is a predicted model, not a curated record. The transcript is spliced from 3 exons.